This is a messenger RNA of Necator americanus (New World hookworm), 522 nucleotides long. RefSeq lists its product as uncharacterized. The record is from RefSeq and is a predicted model, not a curated record. The transcript is spliced from 4 exons. Bases 1 to 522 code for a protein of 173 amino acids. Lineage: Eukaryota; Metazoa; Nematoda; Chromadorea; Rhabditida; Ancylostomatidae.
AUGCCUCUAAGCAUUUUUAACGCAAGAUCCAUUGGCUACAAUAAUCAUGUGAGGAAUCAACACCUACAACGUGUAGUAGGUCAGACUCUGUGGUGCGGAGCAAGUAAUGAUGAUGUUGUCACAUGGGCCGCUGUCCAAGAACCAUUUUCAUUCCACUCUGCUGACGUGGCAUUUUUCAACGGGAGGAACAUGAAAGAAUUUGAUGAAAAUGAAAAAAUUAUCGACAAAUUUUACGAGGAAAGCAUUCUGAAUUUUGUCUAUGGAAAGGAACCGUACAAAGGAUGGUCAUCAUUUAAUCCACGGGCCAGAAAUUAUUUUUCUGUCAAAGCUAAUGUUGACAAAGGUAUACGUCCCAUCGAAAAACUAAACUAUCAUUCUUCUGUUGUUGACUACUGGUUACAUAAUAUUACAUCAUUUGACAGCAGCGUAUUGAAAGGGGUAUACCGCGGCACCACUGGUAUCGCAUUUUGGACUUUAUUUCUAAACGUUCUAUUCUCAUUCGUAGUCAUCUCUCAUCCAUGA